AUGCUAUUUGAAAUUGGACUGUUCUUGAUUUUGAAUACGCUCCUAUCCACCGUUCAAUGCUUUAUUUAUCGACAUCGAUUGGUGUUACCGAAAGAUCAUUGGUUGAGAUUUUCAUUGCACAAUUGGGUCCUCAUUUUAGCUUUUCAUUAUUUUCUUUUUCUAUUUAUUGGUUCUAUCUGUAUUCUUCGAUUACCCCUUGAACACCCACCAAAUGCACAAGGAUUGGAGAAAUUGUUGGAAGAUUACCCCGAAUAUUCAUUUCUCGGAACUGACGUCAAUGCUUGGAUUGCUUAUAUGAAUCAACCAAUCUUCCCACCAAUUCUCAAUUUCUCUUCAGUACUUGGUCUUGAAAUUCUUAUCCCUGUUGUUGCAACAGAAUUGCUAUUAUUUUCAACUUCAUUCGUGAUUCAUUCAAUUUAUCUCCUUGAAAGUCCAUUGAUUCAUAUGAGCGCAAAGACAAAACAAUUACAUAAAAGGCUCGUCUAUUCUUUGUUUGUGCAGAUAAUGAUCCCAUUUUUCUCUGUAGCUGGCCCAUUGGUCUUACAGACAAUGGAAGAGAGUUUGCAAAUAAACGUCGCUCAAUGGCCUGGUUGCAAGAUCGUUCACGGGAAACCGCGCCAUUCGCAGUCACAAGGAAGUGUAGAGCAAGCAAACGCGGAUAUCGAGGAUAUCUUGAGCGUUCAUCAAAGAGAAACAAAAACUACCGAGUGGGCCCGAUUUUUGCCCUUGAUUCAAUAUCGUAAAAACAUCAGAUUUCAUUCCGGUAUUGGACGUAGCCAUAUGUUGCAAUGUUUGGACGAGACUCAGAAAAUGCUACAGCGAUUACUAAGGAAGAAGUUUUGUCAGACGACGACGAAAUCCAGCAAAAAAAGUGCCUACGAGCAGGAGGAGAAAACGCUUCAGGAAGAUAAUUCUACUCGUUACGCCGGUCUACGACCUGUAAGCUUCAUGGAUUCAAUUGAGAGUGGUGUUGAGAAAUUUCCUGAAUUCGCAAAUCAGAGGAAUAAUGAGGCCUUUCAACUUGGGAUUGUUCGUCCAAUGCUUGGUGCUCAAAAAGAUGAGGAGCAAGCGGAAAUCAAUUGCACGAAAGACGCUUCACGCCAGUUAACAAAGUUUUGCACCAAU
Messenger RNA from Mesorhabditis belari, 1125 nucleotides. The record is from the annotation of a GenBank genome assembly. NCBI's taxonomy places the organism in Eukaryota, Metazoa, Nematoda, Chromadorea, Rhabditida, Rhabditidae.